Glarea lozoyensis ATCC 20868 is the source of this 516-nucleotide messenger RNA. RefSeq lists its product as uncharacterized. The record is from RefSeq and is a predicted model, not a curated record. The transcript has 2 exons. Bases 1 to 516 code for a protein of 171 amino acids. Lineage: Eukaryota; Fungi; Ascomycota; Leotiomycetes; Helotiales; Helotiaceae.
AUGCGAUUCAAUCACCUCUCCCUCUUUUUAGCUGUGUUAGCAUCUGUGGUAACCGCCGCUAGCCCCUCCCAAAAAGGAAACCCCCCGCUGGCACCCCUCAAUACAAAUACUGGAGAUUCCGAUGACUCAGGCAGUAUUGGAAAUUCUUCCCCAGCUAGUAGUCUCAAUAGUGAUGCGGAUGUUAUCAAGUAUUACAAAACACUUUCAAAGGAGCAAAAGGCAAUUGCGCUUAGCGCGAUGAAGAAAUCACUUAAAAAGCCGAACAGGGAGCCAAGUAAUAUUAAAAACAUGGACGCCGUACAUCAAAUCAUUAAAGAAGGAGGUGGCGUACCGGAGUCUGAGCCAGGGCAAGUUCAAAAGACUUCUGACAAAGAUAAAGGUGCAGGCGUUUCUCCACAAAGUGGCAAGAAAGAUGGAAGUGUUUCUCCAAAGAGCAACAAGAAAGAUGGAAACGUUUCUCCACAAGAUGGUAAGAAAGGUGCAGGUGGAUCUUCAAAGGGUGACAAGGAAGAUUGA